Molecule: messenger RNA, 3113 nt
Organism: Myxocyprinus asiaticus (Chinese sucker)
Lineage: Eukaryota; Metazoa; Chordata; Actinopteri; Cypriniformes; Catostomidae
Product: dihydropyrimidinase-related protein 2-like
Exons: 14
Coding region: 224-1948 (574 amino acids)
Cellular component (GO): cytoplasm; cytosol
Molecular function (GO): hydrolase activity, acting on carbon-nitrogen (but not peptide) bonds, in cyclic amides
Source: RefSeq, a predicted model, not a curated record
GCCCCCUGAUCGCCACUGUGUGUGUAGGAUGGUCUCUGUCUUUGAAUACUAAAUCAGCAGAUGGUAAGCGGACCGGAGAGAGGGUGGGGGCUCUGGAGCUUUUGUCUAUCGUGACUAUUAAAUCCCGAUCAACUAAAUUACACCCCGAAUAUUGAUAUCAGUCCACCAUCUCUCGCGUUUUUUCGUCUCCUCGGAAAUCAAAGGCUCUGAUCAAACCGGUGGCAUGUCUUUCCAAGGGAAGAAGAAUAUCCCUCGUUUAACGAGUGAUAAACUCAUCAUUAAAGGUGGGAAAAUUGUAAAUGACGACCAGUCGUUUUAUGCCGACAUUUAUAUUGAAGAUGGGACCAUCAAACAGAUUGGGGAGAACCUCAUUGUACCUGGAGGUGUGAAGACAGUGGAUGCAUAUGGGCACAUUGUGAUUCCUGGGGGCAUCGAUGUUAACACCUGUCUGCAGGCCCCUCAUCUGGGCAUGACCCCAGCAGAUGACUUCUACCAUGGAACACGUGCUGCUCUGGCUGGAGGAACCACCAUGAUCAUUGACCAUGUCGUGCCUGAACCGGGAUCUAGUUUAAUGGCCGCUUACGACCAGUGGAGGGAUACGGCAGAUAUGAGGUCAUGCUGUGACUACUCUCUGCACAUUGACAUCACACGUUGGCAUGAUGGUCUAUUUGAGGAACUGGAGACUCUGGUCAAAGAUAAAGGGGUAAACUCCUUCCUCAUCUUCAUGGCUUAUAAGGACAAGUAUCAGAGCUCCGAUUCGCAGAUCUAUGAGAUGUUUGGUGCUAUGAGAGAUCUGGGGGCCAUAGCACAGGUUCAUGCUGAAAAUGGUGACAUCAUUGAGGAGGAAGAGAAGAAGCUUUUAGAUCUGGGAAUUACUGGCCCAGAGGGACAUGUACUGAGCCAUUCAGAAGAGGUGGAGACUGAGGCUGUGUAUCGAGCCAUCACUAUUGCUAAACAGGCCAACUGCCCCCUCUACAUCACAAAGGUGAUGAGCAAAUCAGCUGCUGAUGUCAUCGCCAAGGCCAGGAAAAAGGGCAUGGUCAUCUACGGGGAAUCACUCGCAGCCAGCCUCGGCACAGAUGGAUCACACUAUUGGAGCAAAAACUGGGCCAAAGCUGCCGCAUUUGUCAUGUCCCCGCCCCUUAGCCCGGACACAAGCACUCCAGAAUACCUCAGUUCACUACUGUCCUGUGGGGAUCUUCAAGUAACAGCCAGCGCCCACUGCACCUUCUCCACGGCACAGAAAGCUGUCGGAAAGGACAACUUCACCCUCAUUCCAGAGGGAACAAACGGCAUUGAGGAACGGAUGAGCAUCGUCUGGGACAAAGCUGUGGCAACAGGUAAAAUGGACGAGAAUGAUUUUGUUGCAGUAACCAGCACGAACGCUGCAAAAAUCUUUAAUCUGUACCCCCGGAAGGGCCGAAUCGUUGUUGGAUCUGAUGCUGACAUUGUCAUCUGGAACACUAAGGAGACAAAAGUCUUCUCUGCAAAAUCUCACAAUCUGACAGUGGAGAUGAAUAUUUUUGAGGGCAUGGAGUGCCGAGGGUUCCCUGUAGUGGUCAUCAGUCAGGGCAGGAUUGUUCUAGAAGAUGGGACACUGAAUGUGACCGAGGGUUCAGGGCGUUUCGUCCCCAGAAAAGCCUUUCCUGACUAUGUCUACAAGAGAAUCAAAGCCCGAGGCAGGAUGGCUGAUGCUCGUGGUGUUCCCCGAGGAAAUUACGAUGGCCCAGUCCAUGAUGUCAUCAGUAUGACCAAGUCUGUACCAGCCACGCCAACCACUAGGGGACCCACUUGUCCAGGAAAGAUCCCAGUUGGACCAGCUAGAAAUUUGCACCAGUCUGGGUUUACUCUAUCUGGCACUCAAAUGGAUGACCACAUCCCCAGGCGUACUGCACAGAGGAUCGUUGCGCCCCCUGGAGGCCGUUCCAAUAUCACAUCCCUCUCAUAAGCUUCAUCCAGCAGAGGAUCCAAGCAGCAACAUUUCCAUCUUUCGGCUUCCAAUUUUAUAUUACCAUUACAUGCAAAUACUUACAUUAAUGACUCCAUAUACUUGCCAUGACCUCUGCCAAUCCAAUAGGCUAUGCAGCAAACUAAAUAUAGCUUUCCAUAUAUUCAUUAUCUCUGUGUAAUCGACCUGCCUCAUUCUUCUCUGGUCAGACUCACUCAUAAUGUAGCAUGUUCUUUUGAGUCACCAAGACUGCAUUAUGCUGUAGCGUAGCAUUGAUGGCGUUCAGACUGCUAGUGAUCGUUGUGUUUGUGAAGUUGAACUACUGAAUGGAUCUCAUUCUGUUACUGCCUUUAAAACAAGUGCUUUCCUCAUGCUGAUAUUUAGAUUCAAACUCUAGUUUUAAAGCUGAAGAUUGUCAUUUCUAAACCAAAAGUGGCAUCAAUAGGAAUUCUGGAAUUGGAGAAAAUGUGAAAAUUAUACACUUUAAUGGGCUCUGCUCUAUCAUUGUUGUGCUUUAAAGGAAAACCAAGAACUAUCUAGUGAAGGUCUUAUGCUGAAGUAUUAAGAAACAGUUAUGGUUAGGUUUAUCCAUGUUGUAUCUCUGUCGAUAGGGCUAAGGAUUAUACGUGCACUCAAGAUUUACAGAUACAGUAAGGUAUCGUUGUGCUAAUACUCAAAAAGCAAUGCAUUAGGCAAUUUUUAUAUGUUUCUACGAAAACAUUUGGUGCUCUCAAUAGACAGAUUAAACACAUGCCAAUGUGUUACUGUGAGGAACAGUCACUUUUUGAACACAGGCAAACUGUAUAAUUCUUUUGAGGUAAGGCCUUGUUUAUAUUCCUGUAAUGCAUUUUUAAUUCAAUUACAAACAAGUUUUUUGUAGUCUUAACCAGUAUGUGCUGGGAACCUUCACUAUAUUAGAUGUCAAGAAAUUUUUGUGAGAUGUUUCAAAGGUCAGCUGAGAGAAAACUGAUCCGUGGAUUGUCUUUUCUACCUUGUUCAUUCUGUAAAUAUUUUUUUGUUUUUUAAUUUUUGUGCAUGGUUUGCAUGUCGUCAAAUAAAAAAAUGGUUAAAGAAAAAUUAUUUUUCUUUACAGUGCCUCUGUAAUUUUAUCUUUUAAAUGUAGUAAUUAUUCUCAUGAUGACUAUGAAAUGACAACAAGGGGUGA